Molecule: messenger RNA, 2542 nt
Organism: Pterocles gutturalis (yellow-throated sandgrouse)
Lineage: Eukaryota; Metazoa; Chordata; Aves; Pterocliformes; Pteroclidae
Gene: MSH4
Product: mutS homolog 4
Exons: 19
Biological process (GO): reciprocal meiotic recombination; mismatch repair
Cellular component (GO): nucleus
Molecular function (GO): ATP binding; mismatched DNA binding; ATP-dependent DNA damage sensor activity
Source: RefSeq, a predicted model, not a curated record
AAUCAUAUUUUGGGGACAAAAGUUCUUGUGUAGAAAACACUAGUGCACUGAAUCUCGCGAGUUCCUCUCCUGUGCGAGGCUUGAAUAGCGCGUGUCUAGGAAAAACACCCCGCUCUUCUAGCAGAUCUGCUGGCAGAAGCCACACCCCUCUUAUGGGAUAUUCAGUUACAUCCUCAUCUGCAGCCUCUGCUCAUGCUGCUGCGUCGGUUAUUGUAGCUGUAGUGGAAGGAAGAGGCCUUGCCAGAGGUGAAGUAGGAAUGGCCAGUAUUGACUUAAAAAAUCCUGAGGUGAUGUUAUCACAGUUUGCAGACAAUACAACUUAUGCCAAGGUUAUUACUAAACUCAAGAUAUUGACACCACUAGAAAUAAUAAUGUCAAACACUGCUUGUGAUGCAGGGAACACAACAAAAUUGUUCAGUCUUAUAACAGAGCAUUUCAGGAAUGUGACUUUUACAACUGUCCAAAGAAAAUACUUCAAUGAAACAAAGGGUUUGGAAUACAUAGAACAAUUGUGUGCGUCUGAAUUCAGCACCAUUUUCAUGGAGGUUCAAUCAAAGUACUACUGUCUUGCAGCUGCUGCAGCUUUGCUAAAAUAUGUUGAAUUUAUUCAAAAUUCAGUUUAUGCUCCUAAAUCACUCAAGGUGCGUUUCCAGGGGAGUGAGAAAACAGCUAUGAUAGACUCAUCAUCAGCACAAAAUCUUGAACUAGUGAUUAAUAACAGAGAUUCUCGGAAUAGUCACACGCUUUUUGGUGUCCUGAAUUACACUAAAACUCCAGGUGGAAGUCGAAGACUUAGAUCCAAUAUCCUGGAGCCUCUAGUUGAUGCCGAAACAAUUAACACAAGACUGGACUGUGUUCAGGAAUUACUCCAGGAUGAGGAGCUCUUUUUUGGUCUUCAAGCAGUCAUCUCAAAAUUCCUGGAUACAGAACAACUACUUUCAGUUUUGGUACAAAUUCCAAAGCAGGAUACGGUUAAAACUGCUGAAUCGAAAAUAACUAAUUUAAUCUACCUGAAGCAUACUCUAGAACUUGUGGAGCCUUUAAAAGCUGCUUUAAGAAGCUGUAACACACCACUGCUAAAGGCUUAUUACAGUUCUCUUGAAGAUACAAGAUUUGGAAUUAUACUUGAAAAGAUUACAACUGUAAUUAAUGAUGAUACAAGGUACACAAAAGGAUGUCUGAGUAUGAGGACCCAGAAAUGCUAUGCUGUUAAGCCUAACAUCAAUGAAUUCCUUGACAUAGCUCGUAGAACAUACACGGAAAUUGUUGAUGACAUAGCAGGUAUGAUAACACAACUUGCAGAAAAGUACAACCUACCAAUGAAAACAAGUUUCAGCUCUGCUCGUGGAUUUUUUAUCCAGAUGAAUGUUGAUAGUUCAACAUUACCCAAUGGACAACUUCCUUCAGAAUUUACAAAGAUCACUAGAAUGAAAAACACAUAUAGCUUCACUUCAGCAGAUUUAAUAAAAAUGAAUGAAAGAUGUCAGGAGUCCCUGAGAGAAAUAUAUCACAUGACCUAUUUAAUAGUGUGUAAACUACUGAACGAGAUCUAUGAACACAUUCAUUGCCUAUACAAGCUGUCUGACACUGUGUCAAUGCUGGACAUGCUGCUUUCGUUUGCCCAUGCCUGCACUCUUUCUGAUUAUGUUCGUCCAGAAUUUACAGAUACUUUAGCGAUCAAGCAGGGAUGGCAUCCCAUUCUUGAAAAGAUAGCUGUGGAAAAACCUGUAUCUAACAACACAUAUCUGACAGAGGGUAACAACUUUGUCAUUAUUACAGGACCAAAUAUGAGUGGAAAAUCAACAUACCUAAAACAGAUUGCUCUCUGUCAAAUUAUGGCACAGAUUGGUUCUUAUGUCCCCGCAGAGUAUUGUUCUUUUCGAAUCGCAGAGCAAAUUUUCACCAGAAUAGGUAUGGAUGAUGAUAUAGAAACAAAUGCAUCAACAUUCAUGAAGGAAAUGAAAGAGAUAACAUAUAUCAUACAAAAUGCUAAUGAUAAAUCGCUCAUCAUAAUUGACGAACUUGGCAGAGGCACCAGUGCUGAAGAAGGUAUUGGCAUUUGUUUUGCUGCCUGUGAAUAUCUGUUGAAUUUAAAGGCAUUUACAUUGUUUGCUACACAUUUCCUGGAACUGUGUCAUAUAGAUGCUUUAUAUCCCAAUGUGGAAAAUUACCAUUUUGAAGUGCAACAUGUGAGAAGCAGUGCUGGAAAUAAGGAGAAAAUUGCUUACACUUACACACUCUCCAAAGGAUAUACAGAGGAAAAGAACUACGGAAUAAAAGCUGCAGAGGUUUCUUCGCUACCAUCGUCCAUAAUUUUGGAUGCAAAGGAAAUCACAAAUCAUAUUGCAAAACAAAUUUUGCAGAGGCAGAAGAGCACUCCUGAGAUGAUGAAACAGAGAGCUGUAUACCAUUUAGCAAUGAGAUUGGUUCAGACUGCCAGAAAUUCUCGAUUGGAUCCAGACAGUUUGCGUAUAUAUUUGAAAGGCUUGAAGAAAAAGUAUGAAGCCAGUUGUCCUGCACCUGGACAAAAUGAUGAGCAACA